Messenger RNA from Racocetra persica, 196 nucleotides. The record is from the annotation of a GenBank genome assembly. NCBI's taxonomy places the organism in Eukaryota, Fungi, Glomeromycota, Glomeromycetes, Diversisporales, Gigasporaceae.
CGUAAAAAGAGUCAACAUAUCUCAAAAGUACGUGCUACUGCAUGUAAAUCUCAACUUGCAGAUUCGCAAAGCUUGAACGCAACCAUUCAGGCAAUGAUUAUGAAAGAUAAGCUGGAACUAAGAGCUGAAAAACGUCAGCAAUUGAAAUCUAUACACAAACAAAAUUUGGAACAAGAAAACUUUAAGGAUGACGAAU